AUGGAGGAACAUGGAGAUGAUCAACUCUGUUUUCAAGACAGAAACUCUUCUUGCAGAAAUAAUUCACUAUCGACAUCUAUUUAUAUAAUAAUAUACAUAUUUUUCUCUUUGAUAUCGGUGUUGACAGUUUUUUUUAACCUUGUGGUGAUCAUCUCUAUCGCAAAUUUUAAGCAGCUCCACACGACAACAAACCUGCUCAUCCUCUCUUUGGCUGUGUCAGAUCUCCUGGUGGGACUCAUUGUGAUACCAGCAAUUACAGUAGCAAUAAUUGAGCCGUGCUGGGUUGUAGGGGAAUAUGUUUGUGCAUUGCUCAUGUACACUGCUUAUUUAUGUACAUCUUUAUCUCUUGGCAAUUUGAUAUUGAUAUCUAUCGACCGAUAUGUUGCUAUAUGUAAUCCAUUAUUGUACCACUCAAAAAUAACAACAACAAGAAUUUAUUUCUGUAUUGCCAUGAUCUGGUAUUGUUCCAUCAUAUACAAUGGUGUCCUCAUAAAAUUGUCCGCAAAUAAGUCUGAGAAAAAAGCAGCAAAAACCUUAGCUAUUGUUGUUUUUAACUAUCUCAUCUGCUGGAUUCCAACUUAUUUUAUCCAAUAUAUUUAUUUAGCAAGUGGUGAUUCAUCAGCAGCUUUCAUAUUAUUUUUGCCAUUUAUUAAUUCUUUUAUUAAUCCAAUUAUUUAUGCUUUCUUUUAUCCAUGGUUCAAAGGUCUGGCGGACGGCCUGCAGAAGGCACCACACAGGCAGUUGAGGCAGGGUCUAGUGCUGCAGGUGGAUGAGGCAGGGUGGAUGAGGCACGGUCUGGCCCUGCAGGUGGAUGAGGCAGGGACUGGCCCUGCAGGUGGAUCAGGCAGGGCCUGGCACUGCAGGUGGAUGAGGCAGGGCCUGGCACUGCAGGUGGAUGAGGCAGGACCUGGCACUGCAGGUGGAUGA
Molecule: messenger RNA, 927 nt
Organism: Esox lucius (northern pike)
Lineage: Eukaryota; Metazoa; Chordata; Actinopteri; Esociformes; Esocidae
Product: trace amine-associated receptor 13c-like
Exons: 4
Coding region: 1-927 (308 amino acids)
Biological process (GO): G protein-coupled receptor signaling pathway
Cellular component (GO): membrane
Molecular function (GO): trace-amine receptor activity
Source: RefSeq, a predicted model, not a curated record